This is a messenger RNA of Colletotrichum abscissum, 147 nucleotides long. RefSeq lists its product as uncharacterized. Lineage: Eukaryota; Fungi; Ascomycota; Sordariomycetes; Glomerellales; Glomerellaceae. The record is from RefSeq and is a predicted model, not a curated record. The transcript has 2 exons. Bases 1 to 147 code for a protein of 48 amino acids.
AUGCUGCUCGGACGAACACCUGCCGCCUUGCCAUGGCCAACAGCCUACGGAUACUUCUUCUUUCUAUUGUCAAAGACCCAGGCCAGACUGAAGCUCUUCAGGACGUGCAUGACAAGCUUCGGGCGACGCCACGCAUCUCAACACUAA